UCCGCACUGCUGUUUCCCAUGGAUGAGAGGAGGAGGAGGCCAGAGGAGGAAGAUGCUGUCAUGUUGUCACCCACAUCAGGCAAUGACAGCAACGUGAAAAUGGAGAUACUGUGAAAUAUUUUCGUGCAAACUCAGUGAGGUGCGUGCACGGAGGCCGGUCGGGAUGGCCUCUCAGCGCGCGGAGCGAGCCGUGUUGGAGUUCCUGAUGGAGAGAGGAGGGAGGGUCCAACAGAUGGAGCUGAUGGAGCAUUUCCGAUCAAUUUCGGGACAAAAUGACUCAUCGGAGGAAGGGGUGGACAGCGAGAUACUAAAACGCGUCGUGGACACCGUGGGCUUCGUUAAAGUGGAGGACGGUGUGAAAUUCGUGUGUUUAAACGCGGAGGGGCACGCGGAGGCAGUGAUGCGCGCGGACACAGACGACCACGGUCACGCGGAGUGUAAUGGGAACAUCCAAGACACACUGGACGACUAUGUCAACGGCAACCCUGACAACGGACAGCAAACAGGUGAGUCCAGUCCACCAGUCUCCAGCCUUGACAAUGACAAACAGUCAAAUGACAACGAGCGACCCGAAGCCCCCUCUCAGAAUAAUACGACCAGCACUGAGACUCCUGCAUCUGGUGGAGGAGGGGAGGUGAAGCUAAGAGACAGGAGGAGGCGGGAGUCGGCCCCGGUGAUCGGGACGUCUGACCUGGACCAGGCGCAUCCAGGAGGGUCCCACAGCCAGCAGAUUAGAGGCCUGCGUAGGGUGUCCAAAGGGUCCCAGCGGGCCAUGCUGACCAGCUGCCUAUCAGAGGACAGCGGUUUUGAGGGGUUGGAUGCUAUCGGGGAUAUUAACACCCCCAAAGGAAGUCGGAGGAACUUCAUAGAGCUGAUGAUGAGUAGUUCUCCUCAGGUUAGGAGAUCUCUUAUUAACCGAGGCUCACGUCUCCGAGAUUCCGUGAAGAGUGACGGUGACUCAGCAUCUCUGCUCUCUUCAGCCACCGAUGAGGACUGUGCCUCGGUGACCCUGGACCCACUGGAGCACGAGUGGAUGCUGUGUGCGUCCGACGGCCUGUGGGAAAGUCUGCAGCCCCUGUUGGCCGUAGAACCCAGCUUAGUGGUCAAAAGAGACUUUGUGACGGGCUUUACCUGCCUCCACUGGGCUGCGAAGCAGGGCAAAGCUGAGCUGCUCUCCCAGCUGCUAGCCUUCGCCAAGGAGAACGCCGUACCCGUGAAUGUAAAUAUCAGAUCAAGUGCUGGAUACACGCCACUGCACCUGGCAGCCAUGCAUGGACACACACAGGUGGUUCGCGUGUUGCUGUCAGACUGGGAGGCGGACCCCGAGGCUCGAGACUACAGCGGGAGGCGAGCCAUCCAGUACCUCCCCCCACCGCUGGCCGCAGACCUACAGGAGGAGGGGGUGGUCACCUCACCUGGGACUGAGUCCGACAGUGAAAACGCAAACGGCGGAAGCGGCUGGGGGCGUGGCUGGCGUUUUCCCAGAGUUCUGCAGGGUAAUCUGAACCCACUGCGGCUGCUGAACCCACCGGCCGAGGCGGCGGAGGAUGGGAACGGGGCCGGGAAGACCAAAGGAGGGAUGCAGAGGAAGUCAUCUCUGAGUCGCCUGAAUGCUCGCCUGCACCGUGGACGCCACCGAGCACAGAUCAUCCACAGCGCCUCCUUCAGGGACACGGGAGAAGUCGGGAGAGGAGAAGAUCUGCCCAGCAGUCCACUACGAACACGACCUCUGUCCAACCUGUUCGGGUGAACUCGCACAAAAAUCACAAAAAUCUAAACCAGUGUGAUGUUAUUUACACGGAACAGUUUACUCACCUCUAUAAGCUGAGAUUUCAUACAUUUAUCACUGCAAAUAAUAUUAAACAUGUGAAAUAGUGAUAAGAUGACACAGGUUUUAUGAUUACAGAUUUUUACUUUAGUAUAGCAUUAUUUAAACUUAUUAACCACUCAUUUUCCUUCUAAAAAUCUACUUUAUUUUUGUUCCUUUUGCAGUUGAGUGAAGAGCACAAGUCACAGUAUUUUAUUUACAGGUCACCGACUACUUAUAUAUGAAUUAUUUUAGAUUUUUGUGUUUAUGUUUAUUCCUGUUUAUUCCUGAGGCUCUGAAAAUAUGAGACCAGCUUCAUCGCACGAUAUGAUGAAAUGUUAUUUACACAAAUGAUAAAGAUACACACACACACACACACACACACACACAGGGCUGGAGUUCUGACAUGUAUGUGUCUGUUUGCAGAAAAGUUAAUAUAUUUAUAGAGCACAUUUUCUAUUUAUCAGCCACUUCUGAUUGGAUGGUGCUACACACUGAAGAAAAAUUUCAUAAACAAUCCAGUGGACUUUCUUUUUUUACAUUUUUUUGUAGCAGAUUUAAUAUUCACACUGUCGUAAACAGAACUGUUGUAUGUCCAAACGACCAUGUACAGUCUUAAGUUUGCACUUGUCACUUUGGUAGGUGUUCACGGGAUCAAAGGUGUUUUUGGGGCCUAUGUUUCAGGGCCGAUACUUGUUAAUUUUCUAGACACGGCAUACAUCUAUUGAUGUAUGAGCUCAAAUGUACCUCAGAUCAUCCAAGUCUGGUUCACUCUUUGUUAUCUUGCUUCAUUUUAUAAUGUUUAAUCAAACUGUAUGCAGAUAUCCUGUCAUUUUGCAUUUCCAGAAGUACUUCAUAUAAUAAAUGACAUGAAUUUUUCCGAGAAAGCUUUUCUUUUUUUUUUUUGUAAUUCCAGAAUGUAGACACGUCAAGUAAAUAUGUAAAUGAAAAUCAUACAUUUUUGUCAAAUUUUAGUACUUUUUUUUUUUUUGUAGUCAACCAGCAUAGCACUGCUUAAUUUUACAAUAAAUAUACAAAUAUACAGUUGAUACAAUCACCCCCCAUGACACUGGAUUAGAUGUUAAGAGCUUUACUGCCCCUCAUGUAUUGGUCUAACCUCGCAUGUGCACAAUCAUUUCCUCAUUAUUGACUCAUUUUUAGUGUCGUCUAUGGGUAAUAAAGUGUGAACAUUGUGUUUAGCCAAGGAGCACACUGACUUUCUGACUGUUUGUGUCCCAAAUAUGUGAACCUUGCUCUCCCAAUGACAUACUGAUGCAUCCUAGAUCUCAUGAAUGUACCGUUAGUAUUUUGUAGCACAAAUUGUAGGGCUUUAUGUAAUAAUUGUAAGGUAACAUUUUUGGUGUAGAUAUGUACUGUACAGUUGGAAUUUUGACGUACUGUACGUUUUGUUUUUUGUUUUUUUUUUCACAUGCAUGACAUGGGGAAAUGUAACUGUGCACUGUUUAUGUUUUGUCUGUAUACCAUCGUGUCUGUCUUAUUUGUGGAAAACUGUGAAGUCAUUACAUACACUAAAAUAAUGUAUCUGGGCCACAUCUCGUCAUUUCUCGUCUUAAAUGUGAAAUAAAGCAAUAAUUGUUUGCAUUUAACAUUGA
This is a messenger RNA of Sphaeramia orbicularis (orbiculate cardinalfish), 3420 nucleotides long. RefSeq names its product sosondowah ankyrin repeat domain family Ca (gene sowahca). The transcript is spliced from 4 exons. Gene Ontology annotation, molecular function: protein binding. The record is from RefSeq and is a predicted model, not a curated record. NCBI's taxonomy places the organism in Eukaryota, Metazoa, Chordata, Actinopteri, Kurtiformes, Apogonidae. The coding region runs from base 164 to 1750 and encodes 528 amino acids.